Molecule: messenger RNA, 4658 nt
Organism: Stylophora pistillata
Lineage: Eukaryota; Metazoa; Cnidaria; Anthozoa; Scleractinia; Pocilloporidae
Biological process (GO): signal transduction
Molecular function (GO): protein binding
Source: RefSeq, a predicted model, not a curated record
GAGCAAAAAGAAAUUACUCGUGGCGAAGAGAAAUUUCUCACUGCGAAAAGAAAUUACUCACGGCGAAAAGAAAUUGCCAAAAGAGGUUAUUGCGUGUAAAAUUUGAACCUCAGCUAUUGCCAUAGUUUGAACUCCCUAUUAAAGGCUUACAAUAAAAUAUUUUCCCUAAAUCAGUUUUGUGUAAGUGGUCCUAACGGGUUAGAGCUGUGAAAAGUCAUUUUCUGUUCAGGGAGAUUGGAAAGUUUGGGGGCGACUGUGCUAAGAUUUAUAUCUUGUGUGUGGAUGUGUGUUUGUCUGCCAACUUCAGCUGAUAGAAGGAAAAUUUAUUUUUAGCCACAUAACAGGAACAAAACUUGCAGUAGAGAGAAGUAAACAGGAGACACGUGAAUGAAAGCAGAUUAUAACGCCCAAGUCAUCCGUUCAUAAGACAUCUCUUUUAAAGAGGAUUAGAAGCUACUGAAAGGUCCAUUGUUCGACAUUCUUUCACACACUAUGGUCUGGCUUAAUUGGUUGUUAAAUUUAAUGUGUUUCUUUAUCAGAGCCUGGUUCGUUUGUUUCCGCAAGGACCACGUAGUUUAGUUGUUUACAACUUACGUCUUGCUGUCAAUCAUACUGUGUGACAAAGGCAUGUACAAAAACAAACCCGCAGCCUUCCAAACAUGCAUAAAUUAUGCAAGUGUUUGUAAGUGAAUGCACAGCUGAGUGUAUAGCAAACUCGUUUAUCAUGCUGAAGUUAUUGCUUAUUUUGAAAUUUUAACCACCUCAUUUACUUAUGGCAUCGUCGAAGCUUCCCGUUACUAUUGAACUGUUGCUACAGAAUGGCUGAAAGAGGUUUGACUCCAAGCGCUUUCGCGUUGCCUGGUUUAUCGAAGGACUCGAAAAAGCCGUUUGGAUUUUCUGGGGUAAGAGAAGAUUAUGGCUCUCGAUCCGUUGCUAAUGAGACUCGAGUAAGGGCGAAAGACGACUUGGAGGAGUCUUCAAGUUUAGUUGAUGAGUUAGGAACCCUUUUACCACCACUGACAGAAUACACGCUCGAAAAUUUAACAAAAUCAAGGCCUCGCAGUCCAAGACGAAGAUCACCCUCACCCUUGGCGCGAAGAAAAGAACUCGAAAACAAUUCCAACUUUUCUUUUGAUAUUAAGAGUCCUCAAACCUUGAUCAAAGACCAUGAGGACUUCUCAGCUGAGCGUGUAAACGUGUUGAAGGAAAGACCAAACUUUCCACCAUCGCUCAUUCUCUCUAACGAUGUAGGAUUAUCGGUUUCAAGUAGGGAACUCUCUCAAUCAAGAUCUUCACCGCGACUAAGUGAUAAACCUCGAACAAAUCGUCCCGAAGCGGCUCCGAAAUCUGAAAGAAAUAAAAAUUUCGAAAAUGGAGAACUCUUGACGGAAAGAACCGAUCUUAACGUAGUCAGUGUUAUAAAUGACCCCAAAAUCCGGUUUGUGAAUGAGGAUCGCCACAGAAGUGACAAUGAUCCACCUCCUCUUCCUACAUCACCUCCGCCGCUGGACGACGGAGAGGACGGCGAGAUUUUGGGUUCUUUAGCAAACGACACACUGAAUACUGAAUCAAAGCGAUCAACUCAAGUAGGUGGAUUUGAAAAAAUACAGCCAAUUGACAGAAGAACUGGUAAAUUGUCAGCAAAGGUGGCGGAUAAUCCCCUUAAAAAUGAAAUUGAAGCAAAUGUGUUGAGUAAAACUAAGCAGUUAAGAUUUGAUACAGCCAGCAAUAAUAGCAGUCCUUCUUCAAGGAUAGCAAAAUGGCAGGGGUAUGGACGGACAUCUUCUGAAGAUAGUUAUGUAUCAGUUUUACCAAAGAUUGGAGCUGGUUUUCCAGACAGACAGACUUCUGUAGAUUCUGCAAUUGCUUCUCGACUGUCCAAAUAUGAGACACCCUACAGUUCCAGACAGCGAAAACCUGUUGAAAAGACCUUGUCAGCAAACCGUCGACGAUUCAAACCAGUCACAUUAACAGACGAGGAUGAGACAACAAAUUCUGAGAAGAGUAUAGAAAAUAUUGACUCUUUAGUUGAUGCAGAAAAAAAACCCAAUCAGAAAAUGUUGGAGGGUUUGCAUGGUAUACAAACUGGAAAGAACACCACUAAUUCUUUUCCAAGGGAUUUCAGUGAAGGAAUUAGUGUUAUAAGCCAGCCUAUGAGUAUGUCUGGGAGUAAAAUGCAAUAUAGUUUUCAAGAUAAAAGUUUUGCAUCAGGAGAGAAAGCAAAAUCAGAUCUUGAUGGCUCAGAGAAGCAAUCAGUUACUGAUAAAAAUACUUACAACAAGAAAUCUAGCCCGAAAUCGUGGUCAUCUGACAUGUACGGUUCAAGCAAGACUGCACAUCAAGAACCUGAUGUGGUUGUUGAAUAUGAUGGUGUUAAGGAUAGCCUUGAAAAGUUUGAUGACAGCAGUGGAAAUAGAACAGUGAUAUCUGUGGGAUCAGAAAUUAGAACUUCAAACACAAAUGAUCCUGAUGAAUUUAAAAGUAAAAGCAAUAUCAAUGAGAAUGAAUUGAAUAGGAGUGCUGAUAAUGACAAAAAUAAAACAACAAAACAACAUGGUAGUUCAGGAAUGACACUUCCAAAAGUUGUCAUUGAAUACGAUGGUGAAGUAGUCAGUGAGCCUUUGAUUGAUGGAUACGACACAGAAGAAACUUCUGAUGAUGGUAAAAAACUGAUGUCAUCUUCCUUUGGUCAACUGGAGGACUUAGAUGAUGUACAUUAUUUAGAUAACAUGUCUGAUGGUUCUGUUAGUCUUUAUGCUGAUGAAGAUGACAUAGGAAUUUUGGAUUAUACUGAUGAUGAAGAUGAAGUAUAUGCAGAUAUGACAUUGGGGAAUGAAAACCUCACUUUGGAGGAUCCUGUGGGGGAAGAAGCAGAGGAAACUAGAGUACUCAGAGGCUCUGAACUGAAUGAUGACGGUCUGAUGGAUCCACCAUUGCAAAUCAUGACAGAGACAUCUGAGUCAGAAGAGAGCGAUGAAAUUUUGUUUGAGCCUCCUCCAAUGUUUGCCAGCUCUGAUGAGGUAGAGAUAAGAGAAGAAUUAGAGGAAUCAGGUGUGCUAGAGAAUGGUUAUGAGGGCAACUUACCAUCCCCAGUCAUUCCUUCCUCUCUGUUAGAGACACAGCCCCAAGAUGAUAAAAGAUUUCACAACCUUGCUCCAGAAAUCUGGACUGAAGAUGACUGUGUGGAUUGGCUAGAUUUUAUUGGUUUGGGACAUUUUGCAACAGAGUUCAGAGAACAUCAUGUGGAUGGAAAAGUCUUGAAAAACAUCAAUUUCCAGCUACUUGAGGAGAUUGGCAUUAAUUCUCCUGAUGAACGUGAAGUUAUCCUGUCAGAGAUUUACAGACGUUUUCAUCCUGAAGAAGAGGACAUGUUUGAAAUGGAAAUUCAAGGUGCUCUCCAGUCUGCCUCUGAGAAAGAGAAGAUGAAAAUCAUGGCUGUCCUCAAUGCUUUACGAUCUCCGGCAUUUCAAGCAGAACUUGGACUGGACACUUCCACAGGUUCCUCUUCACCUCAUGGAAGUGAAGCAGGUUUUUAUAUGGGAGCAGAAACUGCAUCACUAUCCAGCAGUGUCACAACAGGGAGUGAGGAUCAUUCUCAAGACAUGAACCUGCCUCCCCCACCCCCCCCUCCGCCGUCAUGGUCUCAGACAGCAAAGAAAACCAAAAGCUUGGGUAGAGAACUUGAUGACUACGAACCAAGAACCAAGGGUGGGAAACCAAAGAAGGCUGGAAAGACUCCUAAAGAGAAGGACAAGUCAGGAGAAAAAGCGUCAAAAAGUGAGAAGCACGGACGCAAGGACAAGAAACACAAAAGGGUGACAAGACUUUUGGACAGCUUAUCACUAAGCACAAGUUCUUCCAAACUGACCAAGCUCUUCCACCAUUCUUCUUCCUCCUCCUCCUCUUCAACAACAACAAAAAAACUCAACCCCACCAUGCAGUACCUUCUACAGGCUGGUCCUCAGGGAUUGAUCCGAAUAUGGCCGACUGCUCUCUCUGAGGAGAUGAAUUAUUGUAGUUUCAUGGUGAACAUGACAACCACAAGUGCUGAGAUUAUCAAACUUGUCUUUGAGAAAUAUGAGUUAGUGGACGAUCCGCGGAGGUACUAUGUUUGCGAAUUGGGAUUAGGAAAAGGAGCUGCGCGUUAUGAUCUCAGUGAUGCAGACUGCCCUCUGUUACGUCAGUGUCGCUGGGCUGAUCCUGACAAACAGCGCUUUGAAUUGAGGUGUAGAGAUGAAGGAGUAAUCAAGAUGUUGUUUGAACUUGAAGGAUAUGAGGACGAUUUAGACUACCGAUCCAUUCCCUUAUCUUCCAAGACUCCAUGUUCAGAAGCAGUGGGACUGAUUGUCAAGAAGUUUCAUUUGCCUGGGAAGGGAAGCGAAUACUAUUUGGUGGAAGUAUCCGAAGAAAACGAAGAUGAUAGAGAGGAAGUAGCUGACCACGUGUGCCCCUUGCGACUGCAAAUGGCAUGGAGUGCCCCUGAUCACGUGUUCAGGCUUUGUAGGCGACCAACAGAUAGUUCAACUGAUGUCAAUGACGAUAAUAAAGAUGCAGUGGAUGGCUGGAUGACAGAUGCAACUGAAGAUGUUUCUCAAGAACCAGGCAUUAACUCAGAAGUGUCUUGGGUUCGCGAUUAAGACGAGCUGAAGCUAGCACCU